This is a messenger RNA of Olea europaea var. sylvestris, 1397 nucleotides long. Its product is annotated as expansin-A8-like. Gene Ontology annotation, biological process: plant-type cell wall organization. Lineage: Eukaryota; Viridiplantae; Streptophyta; Magnoliopsida; Lamiales; Oleaceae. The transcript has 3 exons. The record is from RefSeq and is a predicted model, not a curated record. Bases 368 to 1120 code for a protein of 250 amino acids. Gene Ontology annotation, cellular component: extracellular region.
GUUAGAUGUAUAAAUUUAAAUAAAUUAAUAUAUCCAAAAAUAUUUUUCAUAAAGAAGAUAUAAAGCUACAAUAAAGUGGAGGUGAAUUGCAUGUGGAAAAAGUGGACCCACAAAGUUGAGCUUCUGGCAAUUAGCAGCCCAACCAGAACCACUGCAUGUGCACUUGUCUUUUUUAUCAUUUAUUACACAAUUUUGCUUACUCUUUGGCCGGCUAUCAACCCCAUCUCGUGUCUCCCCUCUCCAAUUUUCUCCUUCAAAUUUCUUCAACUCCCCAUUAUAUAUACACCACUCCAUUUGCUUCAUUCUUCACUCCACCCUUAACUUCAACUGAAAAGUCACAACGCUCUAUUGCCCAUAUAUACACACAAUGGAUGUAACCUUAAUGGCUUUUGUAACACUUGCUUUCUUCAAUCUACAGUUUCAUAGUAUUAAAGGUGAUUAUGGUGGUUGGCAAAGUGCUCAUGCCACUUUCUAUGGUGGCGGUGAUGCUUCUGGAACCAUGGGAGGAGCAUGUGGAUAUGGAAAUUUGUAUAGUCAAGGCUAUGGAACAAAUACUGCAGCACUAAGCACAGCCUUGUUCAACAAUGGAUUGAGUUGCGGCUCGUGUUAUGAAAUGCGGUGCAAUGAUGACCCAAAAUGGUGCCUCUCGGGGACUAUCACUGUCACCGCCACCAACUUUUGCCCUCCAAACUAUGCCCUGCCGAAUAACAAUGGUGGUUGGUGCAAUCCUCCCCUUCAACAUUUUGACUUGGCUCAGCCUGCUUUCCUUCAAAUUGCUCAGUAUCGCGCUGGAAUUGUACCUGUCGUCUUCAGAAGGGUCCCAUGUGUGAAGAAAGGGGGAAUUAGGUUCACCAUUAAUGGGCAUUCAUACUUCAACUUGGUUUUGAUCACCAACGUUGCGGGUGUAGGAGAUGUCCAUGCAGUGUCAAUUAAAGGGUCAAGAACAGGGUGGCAAACUAUGUCCAGAAAUUGGGGCCAAAACUGGCAAAGCAAUUCAUACCUUAAUGGACAAAGCAUUUCAUUUAAAGUCACCACCAGUGAUGGUAGAACUGUCAUGAGUUUCAACGUGGCACCUUCUAAUUGGCAGUUUGGCCAGACUUUUCAAGGGGGUCAAUUCUAAAUUUUCUCACCAUAUAUUAUUCAUACUUUGUAAUACAUUAGCCAGUUUCGUAAUGUCAAUUGUAUAGUAUUGAACAGUAUUAUAAUUUUAUAGACUAUAUUGUUCAAUUCUAUUACAUAUUACAUAUCGAACAUGUCUUAAAUUUAGUACCAUGUAUACCAAGAGAGUGUAGUGAGGUACAAGAAGCGGCCAUGAAACUGAGGUUGCUAUUUAGCAGCCCGUUUGGCUUUAUUUGCUUAUAUUCCUAUUAUCUUGUGAUUUUGAAAAUUGUACUCUU